Rasamsonia emersonii CBS 393.64 is the source of this 334-nucleotide messenger RNA. Its product is annotated as PLC-D group protein Nfis6. The annotation marks the transcript as partial. The transcript has a single exon. Lineage: Eukaryota; Fungi; Ascomycota; Eurotiomycetes; Eurotiales; Trichocomaceae. The record is from RefSeq and is a predicted model, not a curated record.
CUGCAACGAGUACACCAACCCCAACUGGACCGUGUGGGGAGAGCCUAUCUUGAUCUGCGCGGAACCAUACGAGGGAGAGGUGCCUUUGAGGGACCCAGACCACAACUUCGCAGGCACCUCCUACGAGAUCUACCGGACUUGGAACCCGACCAAGGACUCGGUCCCGAAUAUGGGAGGGUUCAUCGAGCGUCAGUCCGAGAAAUACCAGGGGACCCCUGGUCAGGCGUCUUUUGUGAUCAAGGCCUACGACGAGAAGAAGACCGCCACAUUGGUCGAGAUUGCCCAGAACUUUGCCUUUUUUGACUCCUACGUAAGCCUUCAUGAUCUCUUUUGA